Messenger RNA from Cercocebus atys (sooty mangabey), 701 nucleotides. It is a transcript of the gene DDT, whose product is annotated as D-dopachrome tautomerase. The coding region runs from base 57 to 521 and encodes 154 amino acids. The record is from RefSeq and is a predicted model, not a curated record. Gene Ontology annotation, molecular function: phenylpyruvate tautomerase activity. Lineage: Eukaryota; Metazoa; Chordata; Mammalia; Primates; Cercopithecidae. The transcript is spliced from 3 exons.
CAGAAGCGGGAUGUACCCUAAGCAGCCAAUCGGGGAGCGCUGUCUCUGUCCAGCCAAUGAGAAGUCAGAUUGCUGUGGCGCCUUGCCCCUCCUCCCUGGUCCCCAAGCCUUGGGUACCCUCCGCUUUUUUCCCCCCUGGAGCAGUUUUCCUUCCUCUGCCUGCCAUGCCGUUCGUAGAGCUGGACACGAAUUUGCCCGCCAACCGAGUGCCCGCGGGGCUGGAGAAACGACUCUGCGCCGCCGCUGCCUCCAUCCUGGGCAAGCCUGCGGACCGUAUGAACGUGACGGUGCGGCCAGGCCUGACUAUGGCGCUGAGCGGGUCCACCGAGCCCUGCGCGCAGCUGUCCGUCUCCUCCAUCGGGGUAGUUGGCACCGCCGAGGACAACCGCAGCCACAGCGCCCACUUCUUUGAGUUUCUCACCAAGGAGCUAGCCCUGGGCCAGGACCGGAUACUUAUCCGCUUUUUCCCCCUGGAGUCCUGGCAGAUUGGCAAGAUAGGGACGGUCGUGACAUUUUUAUGAUUGGCACGGAGGGAUCCGGGGCAUCUGAGCUGGCUGCUUCUUCCAGAGAGAUCUCCUGGCAGAGUGAGGGCCUAGUGAUAACCAGCUUUGAAUUAUGCCACAUGCAACAUUCCUGUGAUCACAUAAUCCUCUUCAUCCUCAUAUGAAAUAAAUGAGGAGAGCUUCCUCGUUCAAACAUGA